This is a messenger RNA of Brassica napus (rape), 859 nucleotides long. RefSeq lists its product as uncharacterized. The record is from RefSeq and is a predicted model, not a curated record. The coding region runs from base 149 to 595 and encodes 148 amino acids. The transcript is spliced from 4 exons. NCBI's taxonomy places the organism in Eukaryota, Viridiplantae, Streptophyta, Magnoliopsida, Brassicales, Brassicaceae.
AUCUUCUUCUUGUGGGCUUUUCUUAUUGGGCUUUACAUACCAAUGUAAAAGCGGAUUAAAAACCUCUGAAUCCGAAACCCGGAUACCAACCACCUGACCCGUUUCCAGAUCCAUUUCUUCUUUCCCGCACCUACUCGGAGUAGACACGAUGAGCACGGAGAUGGAGGAAUAUUCAGCUGUGCGGCGGCGCGUGUCCUGCACUAAAUACUUCGACGCUCUGUGGUUCUGCUACUGGAUAUCUAGAUGCUCCAACAUAACCAGCAAUGGCGAUGAGACAGAACAAGCACCAUAUUACCAGAUGCAGCAGUACUACCGGGUUGGAAAACUUGAUGAUUGUACUAAGAAGUUCUCUGCUCUCUUUGAUUGUCUUUCCUUAAAGACAAAAAGUGCUUCGGAAGCCGAGGUUGAGUUUCGACUGUUUAUGUAUAUGGGAAUAUCUGUUGUGCUCCAAAAUAAGGUUUGUCGAUUGCAGAAAAUUAUGGAAGAGCAAGAGAAGGCAGACGCAGCAAAACAUAUAUGGAUUAUGCGGACGCAGGAAGAAGCUUCAAGUCAUUGGAACGAGACUUUCGGGCAUUUGGAUGAUCCCAAUUAUUAGAUAGAAGUACAGUUUCACUUUCUCCACUGGAUUCUUGAUGGUCAUUUUUACUUUCAAGAAACUAGAUUUCUGCAGAUUGUUCUGCAGGAUAUAAACAAGCUUUUGUCAUCAGUUACCAUGAACAUUUUGAGCUGAGUUAUCUCCUCAAUCCCUAAAGAAGCGACCCAAAAAGAUGGAGAUCAUUUGUUGAACCAUAGUUGUAUUUGGUUGAUCUGUUAGCAGAAAGGUACUGAAUUUUAUUAAUAAAUUUGAUACUAUUUUUUA